Molecule: messenger RNA, 411 nt
Organism: Trichoderma harzianum CBS 226.95
Lineage: Eukaryota; Fungi; Ascomycota; Sordariomycetes; Hypocreales; Hypocreaceae
Exons: 2
Coding region: 80-286 (68 amino acids)
Source: RefSeq, a predicted model, not a curated record
GACAACUACAACACAGACCGACUAUUCUAUAUAAAUAAUACUUUACCUUCUUAUAGUUUAAGCAUUACAUCAUACAGUUAUGCCUCAACAAACACAAUCGAUCAAGAGCAUGUCCGUCGAAUCUUUCGACGACGAUGUCUUCAUUGAUGAAAGCGUGUUAGAGGCUCAAGAAUAUAUUCGCCAAAGGCGUAAUACUGUGCUACUUAGACAGCUUUUUACUCAUUGGCUAGAACGAGCUUCCUCUAACACAAAGAGACUAUCCCAAAGCUCAUCGACAGUGGGUUGAUGUUGAAGAGUCUUUGCGAAUGACAAUGAAAUUUCCAUCAGCAAUUCAUCAUCUACCACCGGAUCUACACUUUCAAACCUAUGACAAAAAAUCUGUUUUCAAGCAUAUUGAAAAAUCUUCAAAUA